Phycomyces blakesleeanus NRRL 1555(-) is the source of this 978-nucleotide messenger RNA. RefSeq lists its product as hypothetical. The transcript is spliced from 5 exons. Bases 1 to 978 code for a protein of 325 amino acids. NCBI's taxonomy places the organism in Eukaryota, Fungi, Mucoromycota, Mucoromycetes, Mucorales, Phycomycetaceae. The record is from RefSeq and is a predicted model, not a curated record.
AUGAAUGACAUCACUUUUGACUCUCACAUCUCGACCUUCUACCAGUUCAUGCCUACAUAUGAAAAUGAGACAGAAGAAUUUGUUUUUGGAGCUGAAGAAGAGUACCAGCUAUGGUUUACAAACAACCCAGCUUGCUAUGCCAACUGGAUCAUUCAAAACAGCAACAAGUUAAAGAGAAAAGUUCCUGUUGGUGCUUUGAUUGAUUGCAAUCUGAUCAAAUUCUCACGAAUCUUUGUUCCUAAUCUCAAAUCUUCAAUUCUUCCUCCUAAAAACUUCUUCAACUUCAACCACUACAACACGAAAAUGACAAGCUCCAUGUUGUUAAGCAUAGAAAUACUACGGAUGAAUAACUCUAUGUCAAUGACAUCUAUUCCUUCUGCAAUGAUGAUACAGUAUAAAGAUGUUCAUAAUGCAAUUGUAGCUAGAAUCAACAACAGUGCUAGAAAGUACUACAAAGAUGAGAUAAGUACUGAAAGAUGGAUUGCUUUCCUUCAAGAAAAGGGCUAUCAAACUAUGUUUGACACAUAUAACUCUGUUUGGCCUCUUCUUGUAAGCUGGGUCUCCCCUUGGCAGAAGAAGUUUUUAGAAAAUGCAGAGGAGUGGUAUCUUGACUCAAUCCACAAAACCUGCAAGUCUUUCCUUGACAACAAGGACUGUUAUUUGAUGUCUGUGGCUGUAUACAACCCUGUAACUAACAAGGGAGUUCCAGUUGCUUUCUUUGUUAUCAGCAUUGAAUGUAGUUAUAUCAUUGCAAGAUGGUUGAACUGGUUGAAAGACACCAAUAGCUUGAAGGUCAAACAGAUCAUGAUUGACUGUAGCUCAAUAGAGCAGAAGGCUAUCCGGGAUACAUUUGGACCUUCAGUUCAAAUUCUUUUGUGCCAUUGGCAUAUCAAAUGUGCUUGGGAAAGUCAUGUCAAGAAGGUGACAAUCUCCAAUGCCCACUGCAAAAAUUAUAUGAUUUCACCAUGGGAAAGUUGA